Messenger RNA from Ipomoea triloba (trilobed morning glory), 534 nucleotides. RefSeq lists its product as uncharacterized. The transcript has a single exon. NCBI's taxonomy places the organism in Eukaryota, Viridiplantae, Streptophyta, Magnoliopsida, Solanales, Convolvulaceae. The record is from RefSeq and is a predicted model, not a curated record. Gene Ontology annotation, molecular function: catalytic activity. Bases 1 to 534 code for a protein of 177 amino acids.
AUGAAGGUUAUAACUUGGAAUUGUCAAGGAGCAGUGUCUAAGGGCUUCCUUAGAGCUGCUAAAUGGAUUGUUAGUAAGCACCAUCCCAAUAUCUUCUGCCUUUUGGGAACGAAGACUUCGGGUGCCAAUGCGGAUAACGUUUGCAUCAAGCUUGGUUUUGAGAAAUGGGCGAGAGUUGAGACUCUUGGGUAUAGUGGGGGAAUUUGGAUUCUGUGGUCUGAUGUUUUGCAGGUUGAUGUUCUCAACUCUCACCCUCAGUUCAAGCACAUGGCAUUUAAAGAGCCUUCAGGUAAAAUGUGGAACUUCUUAGUGGUCUAUGACAGUCCCUCGCUUCAUCUCUGGCGGCAGCUUUGGAGCUCCUUAAGCAGAACUAAGGUUCGGGUUAACCAUCAUUGGCUCAUUGCAGGGGAUUUCAAUGCAAUUGUUAGUAAUGAGGAGCCUUCGAACCCCUGCAAUCCGGGAAGCCAUAGGAACGGGGAUUUCAAGAAUUGGAUUUUUAAUGAAGCUUUGGUUGACCUGGGGUUUUCGGGUUAG